GCUGAGAGAGCAAGAAAGAAAAGAAGCAGAAGAAGCUAGUCAGAAAGAAAUAGAAGAAUGGGAAAAGGCACUUUUAGCUCAAGCAGCACCUACAAGGAUGGAGACAAUGUGGGAGAUUCCAGCUAUUGGUCAUUUUCUUUGUUUAGCACAACAGAUUUUAAAUUUACCUGAAAUAGUGUUCUAUGAAUUGGAACGUUGUCUUCUGAUGCCUCAGUGUAAUGCUUUUUUAUCUAAAAUAAUGACUUCUUUGUUAAGUCCUCCUCAUCGCAGAUCUACCUUACAUCGCAGGCCUACGCUUUCCUACAGGACUUGGGAAGCAGCACUCAGACAGAAAGUACGACACUGGUAUACUGUUGUAGGGCAGGCUGACAAUCCUAACAGCUCUGCAGAAAAACUUGGAUUGUGUCCCCAGUUCUUCAAAGUCCUUGGAGAAGUUAAUCCCUUGGAGGAAAAGCUGUUUCAUGAGCUACCGUUCUACCAGAAAGUGUGGUUGCUAAAAGGUCUCUGUGAUUUCGUAUAUGAAACACAGAAGGAUGUUCAGGAUGCAGUGCUAGGUCAGCCUAUCCAUGAAUGCAGAGAAGUAAUUCUUGGUUAUGACUACUUGGAGAAUGCGUAUGUUCAUUUUCCGCAGUUCUGUGGUGCAGAUGUUCGGAUUUACAAACAAAAACCUUUUCGGGCUCCUGAAUUCCCAGCUUCUCCUAUCAAAGUUAAGAAAAUGUCACGUAUUAAAAUGGAGAAAGUUAAACAUGAAUGUGUAAGCAAAAGCAAUGGGGAGGUCAGCUCUGGUGGUAGAGAAAUGCUGCUGCAUCAUUCCAAGACAGAAGUAAUGAAAAGUAUGGACUCCGUUGUUGUCUAUCCAGAAAAAAACACACAUUUAGAUAGCUUGAGGGUCACUACAGAGGAGGUUAACUGUGAAGUCAAGACCUCAGGAGUCUGCGACAUCAAAAUAACUGGUUGCUAUAAAGAGAACUUGAGGAAUUACAUUAGUUCAGGAGAGAUUGUUAGUAUGGGUAGUUCAGGAGAAAUAAGGGCUAUGGAGAAUGGACAAGGCUGUGCUGAAAUGGCCAGAGUAAAACCUGAGAUCAGUCCAUUCAAGGAGAACACGCUGAAAGCUUGCCAAAUGCGUGUCAAUGGCACUCAUAGUGACAACCAAGACAUAAAUUACCACAAAUCUGCUAAAGAAACAAUGCUAGAGAACUCACUGCAAAAUAAUAAAAAACUAAAUAAGUUACGGGCAAAAAAGAAGAAAAAGAAAAAAAAGAAGUUGAAGGAUAUUCUAAAUGAAAAUCUACAGAGAAAACUUGAUGACUUGCAAAGAAAGCGUGAGAUUCAUCUUCAUCCAUUCAAAUCUUAUAAAUCUGAGAUCCAGAACAAGUUGUUUAUAAUUAAAAAGAAAGAAAAACACAAGAAGCACAAGUCUGGAAAAAAGUCGGUAUCUAAAAAAGCAAUCACAAAGAAGAGGAAAGGUGUCACAAAGUCUACCAUACCAGAAUUUCAGCUUAUUUGCACUAAUCUUGAUGAACUCAGGGAAUUAAUCACAAAGAUUGAGAAUGAACUCAAAGAUCUGGAGGACAUAAAAAAGAAAUCGGACACCAUUCUAGAGUACAUAAAAGGAAUUCCUUCUCCAGAACUUGGAAGUCCUGGAGGCAGUAAUGAAAGAGCUGAGCU
This is a messenger RNA of Antrostomus carolinensis (chuck-will's-widow), 1668 nucleotides long. RefSeq lists its product as uncharacterized. The transcript has 4 exons. The record is from RefSeq and is a predicted model, not a curated record. The annotation marks the transcript as partial. Lineage: Eukaryota; Metazoa; Chordata; Aves; Caprimulgiformes; Caprimulgidae.